CGAAUUGUACAACUUCAUCUUAUUUUAACCAUUUUACUUGCGUGCACCUCCAUUGAUAGUGCUUUGGUGAAGUCUUUCUUGGCCUCACGAUUAUACUCGAGUAAUUUGUGUCAACUUGUCUUGCUUUUCUUUUCAGUUCAUCACAGUUCAUCACAAUGUCAUGUUAGUCUUCCUGAAUGUAAGAUGUCGUUAAUGUAUCAGUAUGCUCAUUUUUUAUUUAGCACCACAUACAAACAAGGGGCCUUUGCCUCCCCUCACAAAGCCACGAUCCUCUAGCAAUUCAUCUACAUCAUCAUCAUCAUCAUCAUCGUCACUAAAAGUCCCUCGAACACCACGAUUUGCCGAAGCUACUACUGUAUAUUCUCCUGUAGAUGAUAAGAGAUCACCAUUUGCAGAUCCUCCAAAAACAGCAGACUCUUACGCCUCAAAAACACAAGCAUACAUGGCACAAUCACAACCUUCUGAUAUUGGCUUCGGCUACAUAUCAGAAAAUAGACAAUCUCAAGGAGUUCCGAUCGAGAUGCCACUUACUCCGUCAUCACCAUUAAAGAGUGCAUUAAAAGUUCCUGGUACACCAGGAAGAAUGAUGAAUCCCUUAAGUCCGACGUUUCGGGAGGAGCAAGUCUUAGAAAAGCAUGAAGAAAUGACCGAAGUAGAGCAAGCCAAAGAUUUAGUAAGAGAUUUUGGAAUUCAAUUAUUUUGAGAUAUACUAACAAUUGAAUAGAAAAUUAAAACUAGAGUCAGGAUAGCUAAGUUACUAUUACGAUUUGUAAACUUUAGCUGUAGUUUAAUUGUCCUCUCCAUGGUUGCUACCACUUUUAGCAUCUUCGAAGCAACAAAAUCACUACCAGCUCGAAAUAAUCUUCCUCCAUGGGCAGAUGGUACCAAAACUUGGCCUCAAAAAGUCGUUCUUGCUAUAUCAUCUGUAUCACUCGCACUUUGUGUACUCAUACUCUACAAUUAUUGGAAAGGAGGACAUAAACGGGCGGAGAAAGUUGCAGUUUAUUAUACUCUCUUUGCAGUCGCAUAUUUUAUCUUCAGUACGGUUAUGUGGGGUAUAGCAGCUGGUAUUUUACAAGGUGUAAGAACUACUGGAGAUAAUAAGGAUAUUUGGGGUUGGUCAUGCGUCGAUAAUAAGAGACGACAAUUAUUUGAAGAAAAGAUUGAUUAUGCUUUAGUCUGUCGAAUUCAAGUAAGUUUCUCUACCUCUUUCAUCCAUGAUUCCACUAACAACCUCCUAGUCUUGGUCCCUCGUAUGCUGUAUAAUAGAAAUCGUCCUCGAAUCCCUCACAAUCGCCCUUUAUAGCGUCGUCUUCUACAGAUACUACUCCAAACAACGACUUCGCAAAUCCAUGGCCAUUCGCGAUCGUGCACGUUCAGAUCUAUACCUCGCUCAACUCCGCAGUCAAUCCGCACCCAACACUCCUGGUUUCGGUCCCUUAAGCCCCUCUUACUCUCAAUAUGCCAAAUCUCCCAGAUUCCCUCCAAGCGUGUAUCAGAGUUCCUCGGAUCUGGAAGAAGGAAAUGGAAUCGGAACGAGAUUUGUAGAAGCGAAGAGUGGAAUGAAUACUACUAAACCAUUCACCUUACAAGCUCCUCCUAUCAGAGUACAAAAUGCAACACCGAAGCUUAACCAAGGUGGUUUCGAAUCUCAGACCCCUUCUCCUUCUCCUCCGCCGCCGCCUCCUCAGCAACAAUUUCAACAGCAGAGAGUCGUCGAACAUGUCCAAGCGGCUCCUGGGGAACAAACUUAUGCCAGUGUACCUAUUCCGGGUGCAUAUGCAAAUCCACUUUCGAAUCAGGGUGUUCAGUAAUGGUCUCACAGUUUGGGGAGAUAAGAUAGGUCCUAUGGGUGAGAAGUGAGUGUAGAUGUAGAUGUAGGUAAUUUUACUCCUGGUUGGGAAUUGGGAUGUGGUUUUUUGAGAAUGCUUGUAUGCUUGUAUGCAUGCGUAUGCUUUAUAUUAUUUAUUUAUUUAUAUUUUCCUUCUUACAAUCGUUUUUGGGAAUGGAUUGGAGUUUGGAUGGAUGGCUGGAUGGAUUUAAGAUACUCCCAAACGCUGCGUCGUUUUUAUUCCUACUUAUUUUUUGGCGGGGUUGGUUGGUUGUGGUUUGUUUUUGAGUUUUGAUAAAUGGUUGGAUGAAUGGUUGGAUGAAUGGAUAGGUCAGCGGAUGAGCAAAUAUCGUCGUCCUAGGAAAAGGGAAAAAGGGGGAAAUAAAGGAGGAGAAAGGAGGAAAUGAAGGGAAUAGAAUAUAUCCAGUAUAUGCAGCAUUUUGGGAUGAAAAUGGAUUGACGGGAUUGACUGGAUUGAUGGGAUGGAUGGAUUAGGAAUCAUGAAACUGAUGGAUGGGUGGAUGAAUGAAAGAAAAGAUGGAAGGAUUUAAAAUGAAAUGAAAUACCCAAUACUCAAUACCAAAAUUCGGAAUUCAGAAUUCAAAUACUCAGAAAUUGAACGAUAGAUCAAGGGACAUUACAUAAGAUAUAAAAGAUAUUAGAGAUAUCAGAGAAGAAAAUAAAAAAU
Sclerotinia trifoliorum is the source of this 2519-nucleotide messenger RNA. NCBI's taxonomy places the organism in Eukaryota, Fungi, Ascomycota, Leotiomycetes, Helotiales, Sclerotiniaceae. The record is from the annotation of a GenBank genome assembly.